CGAAUGCGCAGAAGAUCAUGAAAAGUUCAGAAAUGAUAUAAAAAAUUUUUUAAUUUUCAUAGAUGUUCUUUUUUUAUUAUUGUUAUUAUUAUUAUUAUUAUAAUUUUAUUAAAAGUUAUAAUUUCUAACUUGUUAAUUAAUUCGACAAAAGCAUCUAAUCUAAUUUAUUUUUAUAAGUGUUAAGAAAAAAGUUAUACUAUACUCUUUCUAUUAAAAUUUAAAUCUAUUAGAUGUCUACCUGUUUGAUCAUUCUUAGAAUGAUCUAUUACGCGUUCGAUAACCUUGAACCUUCAAUAUGCCUGUUUCCGAAGGUGACUGCCCGCGAAUUACGUGUAGAUUUGCAUGAUCGACCUUGAACUAUGACUGAAAAUUGGAGAACAAUUUUUGUAACUGGAGGUGCUGGUUAUAUUGGUAGUCAUUGUAUUGUAGAACUUUUAGAAUGUGGAUAUGAUGUAGUAGCUAUAGACAAUUUUGCAAAUAGUGUUGUAGAAGGUAAAGGGGAAUCUGCAGCUCUUAAAAGAGUUGAAAAAAUAACUGGAAAGAAUGUUAUAUUUUAUAAUUGUGACCUAAUUGAUAAAAACAACCUUGAAGAAGUAUUUAAUAAGCAUAAAAUAGAUUGUGUCAUUCAUUUUGCGGCUAUAAAAGCAGUGGGAGAAUCUAUGCAAGUUCCACUUCAUUAUUAUAAAAAUAAUAUUAUUGGUGCCAUUAAUUUACUAGAGGUAAUGAAAGCUGCUGGUUGCUUUCAAUUAGUUUUUAGUAGUUCUUGUACAGUAUAUGGAGAACCAAAUGAAUUACCAAUAACUGAAGAACAUCCUACAGGAAAUAUAACAAAUGUAUAUGGUCGUACUAAGUAUUUUAUCGAAGAGAUGCUUAAAGAUAUAUCAAGAGCUGAAAAGAAUUGGAAUAUAAUCUCUUUAAGAUACUUCAACCCAGUAGGUGCUCAUCCUAGUGGAUUAAUAGGAGAAGAUCCAACAAAACCAUUUACAAAUUUAAUGCCAUAUAUUGCACAAGUUGCAUUAAGUCAUAAACCUGAACUCAUUAUCUUUGGUGGUGAUUAUCCUACAAAGGAUGGAACAGGAAUUCGAGAUUAUAUUCAUGUCAUGGAUUUGGCAUCUGGUCAUGUAGCUGCUUUAAAUGCUUUACAUAAACAACAUGUUAAACUAAAAAUUUAUAAUUUAGGUACUGGACAAGGAGUAUCUGUCCUUGAAUUAAUAAAAACGUUUGAAAAAGUGACAGGUGCAACUGUUCCAUAUGUUAUAAAAGAUAGAAGAGAAGGUGAUAUUGUCUCUAUGUUUGCUAAUACAGAUUUAGCAGAGAAAGAGCUUGGAUGGAAAACUAAAUACAAUGUUGAACGAAUGUGUGAAGAUUUUUGGAGGUGGCAAACAAUGAAUCCGUAUGGGUAUCGGACGCCAAUAAAAAACGGCAUUCAUCCUCAUGUAAAUAAUACUACAUAAACUUAUGGCUGUACACCAUCUUUCGCCGUAGCGUAUGUAACUUCAACAACAAGUAUGGACAAAUAAUGUGCGAUAAGGAAACACUGUCCUCACUAUCGCAUUAAUGUAUAAGCUCGUUAGGUUAUAGUCCUUUCAUGCGUAGCCUAAUAAUCGAAUUAAUGUGUAACAGAAAUUUUUGUAUGUAUUAAAAAUAGUAGUAUAUCUGACAAAAGCAAGAAAAACUAUAUAUCAGAUUAUACAUCUCUAAAGAUAAAAUAAUUGAAAAAGUUUUAUAUCGUCUGUUUCUAAUUAAAUUUAUAUAAAUAGCUAAGGCGUAUUUAAGGAGUCAUUAGUUCUAUAUUACUUCCUAUGGAAAUGAAAAAAAAAGAUAUAACAUAUAUAUAAAAGAUAAUAACAAUAAUAGUAGAAAAAAAAUCACUGAUGUAUAUCCGAAAUUCUAAAAUAUGUGAAUACGAUGGCAAACAUAACUAGAAUAAAAAAUAUAAUAUUUAAACUGAAAAAUUAAAUAAGAAUAAUUAAGAAUAAAUGAAAAUCAAUAAGAAUAAGUAAGAAUAAAUGACAAUAAAUAAAAACAAAUAAGAAUAAAGAAGAAUAAAUGACAAUAAAUAAAAACAAAUAAGAAUAAUAAAGAAAUUAGAAUUUUUCGAUGCAUUUCUCGAAAAAAUUAUUUCAGAAUUUUAUUUAAUCUACUGAAGUAUAAUUAGCAAUAUAAAAUGUAAGUACUUUCACACUUAAGUAGAAUUAAAGAGAUAAGAUUUUGGAAAUUUAUUAAAAUAUGUAGCCAUUCGUUCAACAGUACUUGCGUUGUAUAAUUCAGAUUUAAAUUUCGAUAUAUCGCAAGUAAUAUCUACUUAGAUCUCACCACGAGAAGGUUGCUGCAUAUGGAGAUCCACAGACUAACGGUGAUUACUCUUUUGUACUAUUACUACUAUUACUAGUGUAUAAAAAACAAAGUAAAGCGACGGCGUAUCUGUUACUUCACGAGAAUUCAGAUUUCAAAUACUAAAAUUGUAGACCCAAGUGUUACCGCAUAUUCGGGAAUCAACUUAUGCAUAACUCGACCAUCGUAACAUCGUAAGCUUCAUUCACCAUUAUUGAGCACGACUGAUCGUGCUUUCGUGACAAGUUAUAUUGGGAUCCAAAAUUGGAUUAUAUAUAUCACAUUCAUAAAUACUCGUGCAAGUAUUUCGGAUAUAUCCACGCGAGUUGGCAAAAACCGUUAUAAAAUCAAAGAUGAUGGACAGCCAUAAUUCAAAAAUAAAUAACAUAUA
Molecule: messenger RNA, 2725 nt
Organism: Vespula vulgaris
Lineage: Eukaryota; Metazoa; Arthropoda; Insecta; Hymenoptera; Vespidae
Product: UDP-glucose 4-epimerase-like
Exons: 7
Coding region: 360-1454 (364 amino acids)
Biological process (GO): beta-D-galactose catabolic process via UDP-galactose, Leloir pathway
Cellular component (GO): cytosol
Molecular function (GO): UDP-glucose 4-epimerase activity
Source: RefSeq, a predicted model, not a curated record